GAAAACCUGGGAGGCUUGUGGGAACCUCAGGAGCCCACCCAGACCACUGCCCAUGGGGGAGAAGCAUGGAGGGAACCACUGGACCUGGCUCAACAAGGGAGAUGAGGCCGAAAUGGAGAUCUUUGGCUACAAGACCCAAGGCUUCCGGAGGGCCCUGUGCCUGGUUGGGUCCAUCCUGUCCUGCGGAGGCCUCCUGCUUCUCUUCCACUGGAAACCGGAGUGGGAUGUGCGGGCGAACUGCCUGCCCUGCAGCUUGGAGGAGGCCGAUGUGGUGCUGCUCAGAACUACAGAUGAAUUUCAGAUUUUCACCCAGAAAAAGGUGACCUGGAUCCCUCUGUCUGCCCAGUCGAACCCCAGCUCUCUUGCCAUGGAUGAUGAAGGGUCACCCCUGAACAGGGUCAUUGUGAAACCAGAGUUCAAGGUGCGGUCCAUCCAAGUGCAGAGGAUCCGGUAUGCCUGGGACUUUUCUGCUCAAGAGUUCCGGAAAGUUGGGGUCCUUGAGGACAGUUACAGCUGCGUGGAGAUCCAUGUCAAGUUUGGGACAGGGCUGACCAGCCCAGAGCAAGAGCUCAGGAGAGAAAUCUGUGGUCCCAACACCAUUGACAUUGAAGUCACACCUAUCUGGAAGCUGCUCAUCAAAGAGGUGCUCCACCCGUUUUACAUCUUCCAAGCCUUCAGCGUCUGCCUGUGGUUUGCAGAGGACUACACUGAAUACUCCGUGGCCAUAAUCAUCAUGUCCCUCCUUUCCAUUUCACUCACUGUAUAUGAUCUCAGAAAGCAAUCGGUGAAGUUGCACCAGCUGGUGGAAUCCCACAACAGUGUCCUGGUCAAGGUGUGCAGGAAACAGACAGGCAUUCAGGAGGUGGAAUCACGCCAUUUGGUGCCCGGAGACACUCUGAUUCUGGACGAGGGCAAAAGCCUGUUGCCCUGCGAUGCCAUCCUGGUCAGCGGCCAGUGCAUUGUGAAUGAAGGCAUGUUAACGGGGGAGAGCAUUCCGGUCACAAAGACCAGCUUGCCCCAGGACAGCAAGGGCGCCCAGCCGUGGCAUCUCAGCUCAUCUGAGGACAGCAAGAGGCACCUUCUUUUAUGCGGGACAGAAGUCAUCCAGGCCAGGGGAGACGACAGUGGGCCAGCGAGGGCCGUCGUGCUGCGGACUGGUUUCAACACAGCCAAGGGAGACCUGGUGAGGUCCAUCCUUUACCCCAAGCCUAUGAACUUCCGGCUCUACAGGGACGCCAUGCAGUUUCUCUUGUGUCUCGUAGUGGUGGCUGGCAUUGGGAUGGUCUACACUGUCUGUGUCUUUGCAAUCAAUGGGCAAGAGGCAGGAGAGGUGGUGAAGAAAGCCCUGGAUGUCAUCACAAUUGCAGUACCUCCGGCUCUGCCUGCUGCACUGACCACAGGGAUCAUCUACACCCAGAAGAGGUUGAAGAAAAAAGGGAUUUUUUGCAUCAGCCCCCAGAGGAUUAAUGUGUGUGGCCAGUUGAACCUCAUCUGCUUCGACAAGACUGGCACACUAACUGAAGAUGGGCUGGACCUCUGGGGAAUUGUCUUGGCUGAAGGAAAGAGCUUCCAGGAGGUCCAUCGCUUCUCUUCGGGCCGCACGAUGCCCUGGAGCCCAGUGUAUGCAGCCAUGGCCAGCUGCCAUUCCUUGAUGGUCCUGGAUGGGAAGAUUCAGGGAGAUCCGCUGGACCUCAAGAUGUUUGAGGCAACUCACUGGGAAUUUGUGGACUCCGCUGAUAGAGAAGGAGGACCAGCAUUCGCUGUGAUGGUCCGACCAGGAUCUGAAGCUGCAGAGGUGCCCUUGGAGGCGAUGGCCGUCUUGCGGCAGUUCCCGUUCUCUUCGGCCCUGCAGCGGAUGACCGUGGUUGCCCAGGAGCUCCCCGGGGACUGCCAGGUCUUCAUGAAGGGCGCGCCAGAGAUGGUGGCCAGUUUUUGCAGGCCAGAGACAGUGCCCCCCAGCUUCGCUGGCGAACUCCAGAGCUACACUUCCCAGGGCUUCCGGGUCAUUGCCCUGGCACACAAGCGCCUGCAGGAAGGACAGGCAGCAGCUGCUCUGGCAAGGGAGGAGCUGGAGUCUGGCCUGGCCUUGCUGGGCCUGCUGGUCAUGGAGAACCGCCUGAAGAGCGAGACCAGGCCUGUCCUGGAGGAGCUCCACAGGGCCCGCAUCCGGAGCGUGAUGGUCACAGGUGACAACCUCCAGACCGCCAUCACUGUGGCCAGGAACGCAGGCAUGGUCCCCCAGGGCAGCCAGGUAAUUCUGGCUGAGGCCAGUGCCAGGCCAGGCCAGCCCAUGGCCUCUAUCAGCUGGCAAGUGCUGGAGGAGGCUGGACUGGGAGGCGGCGGCGGAGUGGAGCCUGGGGGAAAGACCCCGCCUGCGUGGGGCCGCGGAUACCACUUCUGCCUGAGCGGGAGCUCCUACGAGGUCUUCAGCCAGCACUUCGGGCACCUCCUCCCGCAGCUUCUCCUGAACGGGACGGUCUUCGCCAGGAUGUCUCCUGCUCAGAAGGCCCACCUGGUGCAGCAGUUCCAGCGGCUUGACUACUACGUGGGCAUGUGUGGAGACGGGGCCAAUGACUGUGGGGCCCUGAAGGAGGCCCAUGCGGGGAUCUCCCUCUCCGAGCAGGAUGCUUCGGUGGCUUCCCCCUUCACGUCCAAGAUCCCCACCAUCGAGUGCGUGCCGGAGCUGAUCAGGCAUGGCCGGGCUGCCCUGGUCACCUCCUUCUGCAUGUUCAAGUACAUGGCCCUCUACAGCCUUGCCUCCUACAUCGGUGUCCUCCUGCUCUACUGGCAACUCAGCUCCUUUGGGAAUUACCAGUUUCUCUUCCAAGAUCUGGCCAUCACCACCAUCAUUGGGAUGACAAUGAGCCUGAACGGGCCUCACACCAGGCUGGUGCCCUAUCGGCCCCCCACGCAGCUGAUCGCCCCGCCACUGCUGCUCUCCGUGGUGCUGAACCUCCUGUUCAGCCUGGUGGUACAGGUCUGCGGCUUCCUGCUGGUGCAGCAACAAGUCUGGUACUCCCCCACUGACAUCCACAGAGGCUGCUCCCCAGAGAACAGCACUCGUGGGGGGCUGCCGGAGCCAGUCAACAGCAGCGUGGGCAGAAGCACCCCCUCUGGGAACCGAGCUCCCCUGCCAAGGGAGAGCUUCCAGAGCUAUGAGAACACCAGCGUGUGGCUCCUGUGCACCAUCAACUGCCUGAUGGUGGCCCUGGUCUUCUCCAAGGGAAAGCCCUUCAGGGAGCCGGUCUACAAAAACUACGUCUUCGUCGUGGUCUUGAUGGUGCAGCUGGCGGUUUGCCUCUUCUUCCUCUUUGCCAACCUCGAUGGACUCUAUGCCCAGAUGGAUCUGGUGUGCACUCCCACCCUGUGGAGGGUCUGGCUUCUUGGCCUGCUGCUGAUCACCUUCAUCGUCUCGUUCACCGUCGAGGAGGUGCUGAUUGAGAACCGGGCACUCUGGAAGUGGGUCAAGAGAUGUGUGGGGUACCAAUCCAGCAGCCGCUACAAGCAGCUCCGGCGGGCCCUGGAGCGGGACUCGGCGUGGCCUCCCCAGGAUGGGACGGACUUCUUGGGCUCCACCGCGGUCCACGUCGAAGGGCCGGGGGCGACCUACCGCAACCCAGCGUUUGUGAGCCACGAGCAGCCAUCCCAGGACAGCUGAGGCCUCCUUGCUGGCAGCACGGGCAGGCCUGACCUGGGGGGACCUGGGCCCAGACGCCCUUUUGCACCUGCCCUGUCGAUCUCGGGGUGCAAUGGAGAGCAUCAGGGAGGGGCUGCUGUUCACUCUCCCCCGUGGGGGUCAAUAGCUGGGGGGCAGGAAGGGUGGAGGGAGGGAAGUGCCAGUGGGAGCCUGGAAAGAGCUGGGGGGGGGGGCAGGGAGUCUACCUGCCUUGUUGGAGGGACUGUGUGGAUGCUCCAAAAGGACAGGUGAUUGGAUGUAGGAACGGGGCCCUAUGUCUGAGAUACCACCCUGUUAAGCCACAACGGGCAAAGUCCAAGGACGCCCCGAAUCCCAGGUGUUGGGGUGGGGGUGGGCUUGCUCCAGAAUGUUCUGCUAGGCAGCCCUGGGCCACAGGGACACUGUGUCUCCAAGGUGCUGGAAGGUGUCGCAGCUGCUCCAGAUGUCUUCCACCCUUGGAAGGCUUUCCUCCCCUGGUUGCCCUCCACAGGCCUUGGGCUGCCAAUCCCCUUGUGCCCAGCCAGCUGGCCCUGAAGACUGCUGUGCAGAUAAUAGCUGGGCCCCCACAGCAUGCAGAAGAGUUCUAUGGCGAAGGC
Candoia aspera is the source of this 4272-nucleotide messenger RNA. Its product is annotated as probable cation-transporting ATPase 13A4. Gene Ontology annotation, molecular function: P-type ion transporter activity; ATP binding; polyamine transmembrane transporter activity. Gene Ontology annotation, biological process: polyamine transmembrane transport; intracellular calcium ion homeostasis. Lineage: Eukaryota; Metazoa; Chordata; Lepidosauria; Squamata; Candoiidae. Gene Ontology annotation, cellular component: endoplasmic reticulum membrane; late endosome membrane. The transcript is spliced from 31 exons. The record is from RefSeq and is a predicted model, not a curated record. The coding region runs from base 53 to 3658 and encodes 1201 amino acids.